AUGUCAACGACUCCUCCUCCACACGAGUCGGAUCUUCCUGUUCCGACGUACUCUGCCACCGAUGAUGGCGACCUCCUGAAUAGAAUUGAGCGCGCGUCCGCCGUCGAGUUUCCCAUCCUCCAUUCGCCCAUUGCGAAAACUACGAAUCUCCAGCGCCUGACUUCCGACUCGGACUGGACGAGUUACCACGAAGCGUACCGUCUCGAGAGGGAUAUCGUCGACUCCUUCUUCACCUCGAUCGAAAACGGUCACGAUGAUCUUGUUGCCGAGUUUAUAUCGCGCGGAUGGGUUUCUCCAGAUACGACGAGUCGCGCUCACGAGACUCCCCUCCUCGCUGCCGUGCGCGCGGGAAGAACGCCCAUGGUGAGCCGGCUUGUCGCACUCGGCGCAACAGUCAAUGCCUUUGGCCGUCCCGAUACCUCGAAAACCCUGAGCGAUGACGAACGACCCGAGCGCACACCGCUGAUGCUUGCCGCGGAACGAGGUCACUUAGCACUGGUCAAGGUUCUCAUGAAGGACUACGGAGCUGACGAUAGCUUGAUCGCGCCCGAUGGUGCUAUCGCUCUUCGUCUAGCUGCUAUCAACGGUCAUCGCGAGAUCGUCGACUUCCUCCCCGCUCGUCGCGGCGGCGCAUGGCUCCGCUGGAAGACGGCGCAUCACAAACAGAUGGAGCGUAUUCGCCGCGCAUGGAAGCGUCUCGGUCACUUCCUCAAGGUUCUCUUCUGGGAUUGCCCCGUUCUUCUCGUGUACGAGCUACCUAAGGAAGUCGGCAAGGGGAUCUGGAAACGCCGACAUCGGAUGGCUGCCGCUUGCAAGCGUAUGGCGAAAGAAUUGCCUGCCAAGAUCGUGAAGAAGGUUGUCGAACUGCCAGGCAACAUCAAGCGCUGUGGCAAGGCUGUCUGGGAGGGCAUCAAGGAGAUCCCACCCAUUCUGAAGGCCAUCGCCGUCGCCAUCUGGAAGACGAUCAAGGCGAUCCCUGGCGCUGUCAUGGUCUUCCUCAAAUGGAUCGGUCGAGGCUUCAAGCGCAUAGGCGAAGCCAUCAUCGAUGUCUUUUCACGCCUGCUCUCCCUCCUACACACAGCCACCAUGGCCGUUGUAUCCUUCUUCCGCAACAUCACGCUCCAGGAUAUCUGGGAUGGCUUCUGCUUCCUCGCCCGCGCCAUCGUUGUCGACGCACCCAAGGCCAUCGGUGCGUUCAUCAUGUCGUUCGGGCAGAUGACUUAUGACAUGCUAAAGGCGCUGUUUGGUACCCUGGGUAAGUGCAUUUGGUAUAUGGGCGCUGGCAUUCUGUGGUUGAUCCAGUAUAUUCCGCACCGGAUCUGGACCAUCUUUGAGGCCAUGGGCACGUCCAUAGUGCGGGCUUACCAGGAGACGAUGUCGUAUCUGAACCCGAAGCGGAUGUAA
Molecule: messenger RNA, 1404 nt
Organism: Fusarium keratoplasticum
Lineage: Eukaryota; Fungi; Ascomycota; Sordariomycetes; Hypocreales; Nectriaceae
Exons: 1
Coding region: 1-1404 (467 amino acids)
Molecular function (GO): protein binding
Source: RefSeq, a predicted model, not a curated record